This is a messenger RNA of Cuculus canorus (common cuckoo), 1428 nucleotides long. RefSeq names its product serine rich and transmembrane domain containing 1 (gene SERTM1). Gene Ontology annotation, cellular component: intracellular membrane-bounded organelle. Lineage: Eukaryota; Metazoa; Chordata; Aves; Cuculiformes; Cuculidae. The record is from RefSeq and is a predicted model, not a curated record. The coding region runs from base 497 to 820 and encodes 107 amino acids. The transcript is spliced from 3 exons.
GGCGGUGGGUGGCGCCGAAGGGUUUCGGUCUGUCCGUCUCAUUGGAAGGGAGGUCGGCGCUCGGAGAGGUUUUUCUCCCCCUCGCUUGGAUCCCGGUGCGCUUUCUCGGUGCCGUCGGUGCCCAUCUUCCCACGGCGUGCGGAGCGGGACCCGAGCGCCCCGCGCGCUGCUCCGCCGGGAGGCGCCGCUGCAUCCCGGGUCUUUCGGGCGCUGUAAUCCAGGGCGUUUGGUGUUCACGUACGUUUAAGCUAGGGGCUUUUCUCAGCAUGCAGUCCCUUUAGAUUUGGCUGUGAUAACCAGCCAGUCCUGCACACUGGACAUUUGGCUUGCAUCCCCAAAUCUUACUGCUUUUCUGGAGGAUACAAUCUUACAUUGUCCUGGGCUUGAGUAGUAAAGGCUGAUAGAAAAAUGAUCGCCUCAAUAAACCCUUUGUUAUGCUGCUAAAACUGCCUUUCAAUCCACGAUCUCUUGUGAUUUUUAAAACACAAAUCCAAAAAUGUCAGAACCCGACCCUUCAUCUGGAUUUGUAGGAAACAUGGAAAAUGGGACUUUCCUGGAGCUGUAUCCCACAUCCCUUUCAACUUCAGUGGAUUCAUCGACUGGCCGUUUAUCCAAUGUCUAUGUCUAUGUUUCUAUAUUCCUUAGUCUCCUAGCUUUUCUUCUUUUGCUAUUGAUCAUUGCACUUCAGAGGCUGAAAAACAUAAUUUCUUCCAGUUCCUCCUACCCAGAAUAUAACAGUGAUGCUGGAAGUUCUUUCACUAACUUAGAGGUUUGUAGUAUUUCUUCCCAGCGCUCUGCUCUCUCAAAUCUUUCUUCAUGAAACUAAAUGAGAUGCACAGGGAAUGGAAGAGCUUUGUCUAGUUUCUUGGGGAGGUAGUGCAUGCAAUAUUUGCCUUAGAAGACUAUUAUGAAGAGGUGGCUUUUAAAGUUUCCUUUUUUUUUUUUUUUUUCCUUUCCUUUCUUAGUCUUCAUUUCCCCUUUUACUAAUGUUUCUUUUCAUUCUGGACAAUGUGUAACAACACCUGAUCAUCGUUUAUUGCCUGUAAUAGUGAUGUUGUUUGUUUCUCACACAUACUCGGUGUUCAUUAAGAAUAUUCCUGCCAAACUGUAAUACAGUUGUAACUGGGUGUGUAAUUUUUCUGCCUUAGUUGUGACCCCUUCCCUGGUUUUGUAUCAGUGAUAUGCUAACUACUUCUCUUUUUUCUUUUUUUAAUUAAAUAAGGACUUCUGUAUGAAAUACCUAUUGCAAAAGAAUAAAAAAAAAGACAGCUUAAAUUAUAAAUAUUGGAACAGUUUAAACUUGUUGGUAUUGUUUCUUUUUUAAUUUUGAUGUCUUUUUCAGUAUUUGUUGAUGUUUAUAAAACACAACUAAAAUCCAUUUCUUGAAGGAUAUUACUUUUGUUUAUUUGUACUCCCAACUCAUUCUGU